AUGUCGUCACUUCGCAAUGUCGUGAAGCGCCGGGAGCACAAGGAGCGCGGGCAACUGCACGAGCGACGAAAGCUUGGUCUAUUAGAGAAGCACAAGGACUAUGUGAAGCGUGCGCGUGAUUACAAUCAGAAGCAGAAACGGCUGACAACGCUGCGUCUCAAGGCAGCACUGCGCAAUCCGGACGAGUUUAAUCGCCGCAUGGCCAUUACAAGGACGGAAGAUGGUGUUCACGUGUCUACACACAAUCACAUGAAACAGCUGGACACGGAGUCGCUACGGACAUUGAAGACGCAAGACCUAGCCUACCUGCACAUGAAGCGUGCCAUGGACUUGCGCAAAGCCGAGAAGCUCAAUCGAGGGCUGCACUUUGUAGAUGCACCUAAAAGCAACAAACAUAUUGUCUUUGUAGACCAUCAGCAAGAAGUGGAUACUUUCGACGUGGCUCAACACUUCGAUACGGCCCCGGAACUGGUGGACAGAGCCUUCAAUCGCAUUCGUAAACGGGAUUUAGAAACGGCAGAGUUACCUGACUUUGCAAUCAACCGGAAGCAGAAAUACAAUAUGCAGGUGGAAAAGGACGCCAUGUACAGAGAACUAAGAGACCGCUUGGCACGUGCUAAGAAGAUUGGACUUAUGAGCACUAAACUGGACUUGGAACGUAAAGUGCAGGCCAAAGGCAAGAAGAUGAAGGUGAAAAAUGCCGAGAACGGACUUUCUGCGGUAUAUCGCUGGAAGCAACAACGACAAAAGUAG
Peronospora farinosa is the source of this 753-nucleotide messenger RNA. The record is from the annotation of a GenBank genome assembly. NCBI's taxonomy places the organism in Eukaryota, Oomycota, Peronosporomycetes, Peronosporales, Peronosporaceae.